Messenger RNA from Podospora bellae-mahoneyi, 1362 nucleotides. RefSeq lists its product as uncharacterized. Bases 1 to 1089 code for a protein of 362 amino acids. NCBI's taxonomy places the organism in Eukaryota, Fungi, Ascomycota, Sordariomycetes, Sordariales, Podosporaceae. The record is from RefSeq and is a predicted model, not a curated record. The transcript is spliced from 2 exons.
AUGGCGACCCAAAUUGGGCUGUUAUCACCACCAAGAGACCCCUCUCUGGACGGCCCCGUGAACGGAAAGCAGAGAAGAAAGACAUUGUCGAGGAACUUCACUGCUUGGGCAUUGUUCCAUUUCCAUGUGAUUCAUGUUUAUAUUCUGUUUGAACCACCUCUCAUCAAAAAGCCCCCCGAUGUUCCGCUCCCUGAUCCUGCAACCAAUCCGGAAUGGUAUGACCAGAUUUGGUUGAAGUAUCCAGGAGACACCAAACUACACACAACACAUUUUCCUUACCAGUUCCAGGCUCAGUGCCAAGUUCGCGUCAUCAUGAACGACCUGUGGAUGGAGCGGUUUGGCUCGUCCCGACAGAGUUCGCCUGAGGGAGGUACCACCAUGCUUCCGUCAACCCAGCUGGAGCAAACCAACGAGUUCUACGCUCAACUUAAGGCGUGGUUGGAUUUCUUGCCUGACCCUCUAACCCCCCCGAGGAUUGUUUUUCCAAGCCAGAUUCUCCUGCACUCAAACUACCAAAAUAACCUUGCCAAUCUUUACGAGUCUAUCGCACCGACGUCCUCCAAUGUAGAGAUGAUAAACACCAUCAAGCAAGCCGCUUCCUGCAACUUUGAAACUUUACUCCGCUUCUAUUACCUACGCCACGGCUUUAGCUACGGAGACCAGUUUCUUGUCCAGCCAUUAAACACUCUUGGCUUUUGGUCCCUGAGCAAGGUCCAUGCCAUUGUCUCCCAGAAUCAUGAGAUACACGAAGAGAACAAUAGCGAGCUGAAAGCAACCCAAUCCACGCUCCUGCUGGCAGCCAAAGGCCUCUAUGAGCAAUCGGCUUCAUUUUAUCUCGAUCGCCUCCCCCUUCAACUACUCCGCUCCAAGAUGCGACCACAGGAAAGAAAUUUGCUUGAGAGCGAGGUACUCUUUUACGACCGUGAUUACGCGGGCCAUCAUCUUCCAGGCAAUCAGCACGACAAAAGAAUCAAAAGCGAAGAAAACAACAAAAAGGAAGACGGCCAGGCCGGUUCCCAAACUGUUAGCGAUCGGGCUGGCGAUAACAAGGAUCAAGGAUCGACCGGGAAAGAACCAAUUCGGAAGUGAGGAGCAAGUGGGUGGUCACGAUCAGGAGCGUGGACGAUGAUCCUGAGAUUCACAGGCUGCAGAAACUGGUCAAGGAUAAUCUGAAAUUAGAUGAGACUGUCGAGUGGUGUGAUGAGGAUGAGGGAGCGUUUUAUUGCUCAGUGAAUGGGCAACAACACCACACCGCUUUGAAGACAGGAAAUUAGGGAAAUAAAACAUGGCUUUUCAUACAUAUACUUACUUGACAUUCUCCAAGACCUAUUAGCCCUCUUUUCACACUUAACAAUGAUCUUU